Sycon ciliatum is the source of this 2161-nucleotide messenger RNA. Its product is annotated as kelch-like protein 3. The record is from RefSeq and is a predicted model, not a curated record. Gene Ontology annotation, molecular function: protein binding. Lineage: Eukaryota; Metazoa; Porifera; Calcarea; Leucosolenida; Sycettidae.
AGAAACUACACGACCGUCCGUGCAUACCGACGUCCGUAUCCAUAGACCUACAUGACUGUCUGUGCAUGUGGUCCAAUGUGGAGUGUAGACUGGAGCAUGAUAAUCAAUCUUCGAAGACCAUGAAGACGGUAGAUCUACGGUGUGCAUCUGAUCUGUUGCAGCCGCAAAUGUUUCUGCUAAAGUAAAGACAUAAGUCAGUGAACAUGAUUGACUGCGGUAGUACUAGUAGUAUUGGAACGUUCUGCCUUCACCGAGGCCAGUGAGGGACAGGCGCUAGGUGCUGUUCCAUGUGGAUCAGAUCUACUAAAGACUACAGUUCGUAGUAUCCCUUUGCCACGGCUGACGGCUGAAUGCUCCUCUAGGCUCUAGCUAGUCUAGCCACUGAGUGCAGUGAUUUGAGAGCUGUCAACCUAUUUUGAACUCGAACCUUCACUUCAGACUAGGGUUGAGCGUCAUCCCGCAGGCUGCAUUGGCAACCAAGAAAGUAACUUCAAACGACGCUAAGUUUGUUGUUCUGUCUGAAUCAGUGGGCGAUUUGGAAGUACAUGCACGCGACACUUAGCGAGAGAAAACAAUCGCUGGCCGUAGCCAGGUACUAGGUGCGCUGAGGCCUCGAGGGUUUUUUCUCGACGAGCACUGGGUCAGCCCGGUAACCGUAAGUGCCCACGAUCGAGCCGGCAAAUGCAAUUUGGGACUUUGGAAGGUCGGUGCCAAGUCGAGUACGGUCCAAACGUUGACAGGAAAAGGCUUCGUCUUUCAGGUGAAACUCGAUCCGACUCAAGCAAUGGCGUGCAAGCCCAAGGUUGCCAAGAAGCCGCCACGCCGCCACGGCUCCUCGAAUGGCAGUUGCCCAGACGAGCCUGAGACCGGCACGGCAUUUUUCGAGUCCGAGGGACCGCUCCGGUCCCUGCUCUACAUGAACGAGCUGCGGCAGGAGGACAAGCUGUGUGACGCACAGCUGCGCGUGAGCGGUGGCAAGGAGUAUUCGGCCCACAGGCUGGUGCUAGCCGCCAGUAGCUCUUACUUCGCUGAUGUGUACUGCGGGCACACAGUAUUCGCCGCUGAUGAAGUAUUGGAACUCAGCAGGGAUGCUGUGGACGAGGAGACCAUUGAAAUGCUACUGGAGUUCGCCUACACGAAGAAGGUGAAAAUCGGCCAGGGCAACGUGCACAGGCUGUUCAACAGCGCCGACUGCCUGCGAUUUCCCGGCUUGAAAGAAGCAUGUUUCAGAUACCUGCUGCGCACACUGGACACAGACAACUGCCUGGGUAUGUGGACGUUCGCGUCAGCACACACGGGCGACCGGGGCGGACUGGAGGAGGCCGCCCUGGAGCUGGUCAAGAAGAACUUCAAGGACGUGGUGCUGUCCAGUUCGUUCGCCGACCUGGGACUGGACGGCCUCAUGGCGCUGCUCAACAACGACGACCUGGUCGUGGAGAAAGAAGAGCAGGUCUACGAGGCGGCCAUGACCUGGCUGGAACACGACGCGGAAGGCCGAAAGGAGCACAUUGGUAGGGUGAUGUCGUGCGUGCGCAUGCCGCUCAUGGAUCUCGACUACCUGAUGGGUACCGUGCAAGACGACCCUCUGAUUCGGUCGGAUCAAAAAGCGCUUGACGAGCUCAUAAAGGCAAUCGACUUCAAGCAGAAGGAGUUGGAAGGUGGCCGCAGUCCUAAAUCAGCACUGCUCACACUAUCAGUGGACGAGAAUGAAGUACCUGUGGAGCCACGCAGGCCCUCACUACGACUAGAGGAGGUGCAAAUCAUCAAGAGCAAAGCUGACCGCCUCGGCCUGUGCAUCAUGGGUGGUUUGGACCGACCGGGGCAUGUCUUCAAGAAAGGCGAUCGGCCCGGAUGCCUUAUCACCGGGAUUCUUCCCAGUGGAGCGGCUGCAAACACUGCUAUUCGUGCCGGAGAUAGAAUCAUAUCGGUCAACGGACACAAUCUUGAAAGUUUGACGCACGAGCAGGCAGUCGCAAUGCUGGCAAAGUCCCGCGAGAUACUUACACUAGUCGUGCGUCAUGACGACCCUCCCGCAGGUCUGAAGGAGUUCACAUUGAAAACCGAUCGAGGUGAGGGGUUCGGGUUUAGCAUUGGCGGCGGUCUCAACAGUCCUCCAGCAAACCCGGAAAAUGAAAGCGACGACAGCAUCUUUGUAACUCGG